Messenger RNA from Phytophthora nicotianae INRA-310, 285 nucleotides. RefSeq lists its product as hypothetical. The coding region runs from base 1 to 285 and encodes 94 amino acids. Lineage: Eukaryota; Oomycota; Peronosporomycetes; Peronosporales; Peronosporaceae. The record is from RefSeq and is a predicted model, not a curated record. The transcript is spliced from 2 exons.
AUGGUUCGCCGUGCUACGCUCCAAGUCAACGGAUUCGUGUUCUUACUACCGGAGCACGUUGAAGGUCUCGCGGAAUACCCGUUUUACGCGAAGGUUUCAGCGCUAACGGCUGAAAAGGUGACCGUCCGUUCGCUCGAUCUGGACGACCCGGUCACCUCAUGCGUCAAGCAGCAUGGACCGAAUCAGCCUCCGGCUUUUGGCACGGGCAGGUCGUUGGAAUGGAAGGUCGCCUCGCACGUCUUCAACUGGAAGAUCGAGUCGUCCUCGUUGAACCAGCGCGACUAA